AUGAAAUCCUACGUAGCUGCCGUUUUAUUGUUGGCUCUUGCCGUCUGCGCAUUCGCCGAAGAGGCCAAGCCGCAACAAGCGUCUCCUGCCAAGACAACUGACAAGCGCAGCAUCUACGGAUUGGGCUACGGCUACCCCGCGUACCACGCACCUCUCUCCUACCCGGCUACCCCAUUGGCUCUGCCCACGUCCUUCGUCUCGCCACUGAAAUACCACGCACCACUGUCCUACCCUCUGUCUUACCACGCUCCCCUCUCUUACCACGCUCCCCUCCCCUACCACGCUCCUCUCUCCUACCACGCACCCCUCUCCUACCACGCACCCCUCCCAUAUCACGCUCCCAUCUCUUACGCGUCCCCUCUGUCCUACCAUGCACCAAUCUACAAGGCCCCGUACUACGCCCCAUCUAUCUACUAA
Molecule: messenger RNA, 417 nt
Organism: Macrosiphum euphorbiae (potato aphid)
Lineage: Eukaryota; Metazoa; Arthropoda; Insecta; Hemiptera; Aphididae
Source: the annotation of a GenBank genome assembly